Molecule: messenger RNA, 1856 nt
Organism: Ochotona curzoniae (black-lipped pika)
Lineage: Eukaryota; Metazoa; Chordata; Mammalia; Lagomorpha; Ochotonidae
Product: cytochrome P450 2C14-like
Exons: 9
Coding region: 41-1513 (490 amino acids)
Biological process (GO): xenobiotic metabolic process
Cellular component (GO): intracellular membrane-bounded organelle; cytoplasm
Molecular function (GO): oxidoreductase activity, acting on paired donors, with incorporation or reduction of molecular oxygen, reduced flavin or flavoprotein as one donor, and incorporation of one atom of oxygen; iron ion binding; heme binding
Source: RefSeq, a predicted model, not a curated record
GUCCUAAUUCCCUCUUGUCUCGGGAAGAAGAGGAGGCUCCAUGGAUCCCACGGUGGUGCUGGUGCUUUGUCUCUCCUGCUUGCUUCUCUUUUCACUCUGGAAACAGAGCCAUGGGCGAGGGAACCUACCUCCUGGUCCCACUCCUCUUCCAGUUCUUGGCAACAUCCUACAGUUGGAUUUUAAGGAUAUUAGCAAAUCCCUAACCAAACUGUCUAAAGUCUAUGGCCCUGUGUUCACUGUGUAUUUGGGCAUGAAGCCCACUGUGGUGAUGCACGGUUAUGAAGCAGUGAAGGAAGCACUAAUUGAUCUUGGAGAAGAGUUUUCUGGAAGAAAGGGCUUGCCAGUGAAUGACAAAGUUAACAAAGGAUUGGGAGUUAUUUUCAGCAAUGGGAAGACAUGGAAGGACACCCGGCGCUUCUCGCUCAUGACCUUGCGGAAUUUUGGGAUGGGGAAGAGGAGCAUAGAGGAGCGAGUUCAGGAGGAGGCCCGCUGCCUUGUGGAGGAGCUGAGGAAAACCAAUGCCUCACCGUGUGACCCCACCUUUAUCCUGGGUGCUGCUCCGUGCAAUGUGAUCUGCUCCGUGAUUUUCCAGAACCGUUUUGAGUAUAAAGACCAGAAAUUUCUUAACUUGAUGGGAAAAUUCAAUGAAAACUUCAGGCUUUUUAAUUCCAAGAUUGUACAGAUCUGCAAUAUGUUUCCUAUUCUUGUUGAUUUCCUUCCUGGGAGUCCCAAUACAGCCAUAAAAAACACUAUUUAUAUAAAAAAUUAUGCUUUGGAGAAAGUAAAAGAACAUCAAGAAUCUCUGGACAUUAACAACCCUCGGGACUUCAUUGAUUGUUUCCUGAUCAAAAUGGAACAGGAAAAGCACAACCCACAGAGUGAGUUCACUAUUGACAACCUGUUGGUUACGGUGUUUGAUUUGUUUGCUGCGGGAACGGAGACGACCAGCACCACCCUGAGAUAUGGGCUCCUGCUCCUGCUGAAGUACCCUGAGGUCACAGCUAAAGUGCAGGAGGAGAUUGAGCGUGUGAUCGGCAGACACCGGAGCCCCUGCAUGCAGGACAGGAGCCGCAUGCCCUACACGGACGCUGUCAUCCACGAGAUCCAGAGAUACAUUGACCUCAUCCCUAAUAGUGUGCCCCAUACAACGACCUGUGACGUUAAAUUCAGAAACUACCUCAUCCCCAAGGGCACACAAAUAUUACCAUCUCUGAGUUCUGUGCUGCAUGACCACAAAGAAUUCCCCAACCCAGAGGAGUUUGACCCUGGCCACUUCCUGGACAAGAGUGGCAACUUUAAGAGAAGUGAUUACUUCAUGCCUUUUUCAGCAGGAAAGCGAGCGUGUGUGGGAGAGGCCCUGGCCCGCAUGGAGCUGUUUCUGUUCCUGACCACCAUCUUACAGAACUUUACCCUGAAGCCUCAUGUUGAUGUAAAGGACCUUGACACCACUCCACUUGUUAGCGGGUUAGGCCGUGUGCCCCGUUCUUACAAGCUCAGCUUCAUUCCUGUCUAAAGAGGGCAGGUCACAGGGCUGCUGUGCUGUGCUGUGGUCUACAGCUGUCCUCUUGCAGGUGCCCUGGACCCCUUCCCCCAGCAAGGGUUCCUUGUAUGCUCUGUACUCUGACAUGUCCUCAGUUCUCCAGAUCUAAUCUCCAUCUGGAAGCUUUCUGGAUCCUCCAUUAAUGUCUGCUUGCUAUUCUUGGCAGCUUGUAAUUUCUGAAUUGAUGACCACUUGUUUCAGUCCCUGCCUGAUGUUGAUUUAUUAAUACAUGAGCACUGUGGAAUUGUGGGAGAUGAUUGGCAUUGGACAAUUCAAACAUAGCUUUCUUAAGUGUCCGGAAUAAAACCAUUAUUAA